Messenger RNA from Porites evermanni, 19854 nucleotides. The record is from the annotation of a GenBank genome assembly. NCBI's taxonomy places the organism in Eukaryota, Metazoa, Cnidaria, Anthozoa, Scleractinia, Poritidae.
GGUGAGAGUACAGUAAACGUAAAAUGGCGGAGACUAGCUUUCGAAAACAAGGCGAAGGACACUGAUACAAGUCGGGAACAUGCACAAAACCGAAGACCUGCUCCAUAUAACCGGACAGGUAAUGGGAUUAUACCUAUAUUAGCGACUUGAAUUUCGGUUUAUGUAUUCAGCAUAUUUAGAAUUAAAUUUCUUACGCAUGACGAAGGAAUACACUCAUGCCACCAUCAAAUAUAUAGAACGUCUAGUAAGAUAGGCACCAUUAUAGUGAAAAAGUCGAUUAAGUUUAAGUAUCGUUAGUUGGGAAAAACAAAAGGAAAAGAAUCCGUAUGACUUGACUUUAUUGGCCACACUGCAUUACAGUCUAUAAAAAGUUACUUUAAAUGAAUAAGGUGAUUCAUAUUUUUAGUCUUAUUAAUUUUAAUUUGAUGCUUUUACAAAAUAUAUGUUGCACUUGACGCUCAACUUCGCGCUGAAGCAAAACAAAAAAAACUGUUUAAGUGACUUAACUUCUUCAAUGUAUGUGUAUUCACAGUUCACAAUCAAGGAUUGCAGCAGUUCUCGUUUCAGGGAGUCCACUUCAAUCACUUCAAUUACAAUACAUAACGGUUUUCAGCACAUCAUGAUUCAUGGAAAACAAAAAUGUUUCAUCACGGGAUAACAAAAACAAAUAUAAGUUCCCCCACUCACUGUUCAAAUGCAGCGUAUGGGCAAACAUUUUUAAAAACAUUUUUCUUGUAUCUGUAUGUUCGUGUAUCCGCUUCCCAGGUUUGCACCAGAGCAGUAGUAAGGCAAAUUCACAAGGACAAGCAUCAGGCAGGAGCCUUAAUCGGGGUUACACCUCAAUUAUGGCCCCUGCUUCAGCCGAACUAACAUUACCACAAGCUCAAGAAAAAGAAGAUAGUAAAAGCCAAGAACAAGCAGCGAAGGCCGAAAGAUUUUUAUUUGAGAGCACAGGUAAAAAGAUUUAUUAAAAACCGUUGACAGCAUUUUUGUUUCGUUUAUAACGAAAAAAUUUUUAAACAGUAAUCGUUAAGCCCAAAUGCAGUUGAUCUAAUAUUAAUAAUGCUAAAAAUGUGUCUUAGUUUUAAUCCUUGUGCGUGCCUUGUCAAGCAAGACUUGUAGGCAGCAACAGAGGAAAUAAAUGGAAUGCAAAUGUAUUUUUUUUCGUAGAAGUUAACGGAGCUGCUUGUUAAUAUAAUAGGUUAAGCUUAAUCGAGCACUCUUUUUAAGUUUUUUUUUAUCGUUUUACAAUUUGACAUUUUGUUUUGGACAAAAGGAAAAUUACUCUGAAAGUUAAAAAAAAAGAUCUGUUUCAGCCCCAAAGUGCCAAUUCAGCCUGUAGGCCAAAGUCUAAUUCAACAUCAACAACAAUUUUGACUAAAAGGCAGAUGAUACUUGAAGCACUGCCCGCAGCUAGCAAGGCUAUUCCAGGCGGAAUGGUGCGUGCAAAAAAAAUUAAUAAGGUGAAGGUUAAUUAACUAAGAAAAAUUUUAAAGUUAACCAAUCAAAUGAAAUAAAAAUCGUAACAUGGUUGAGGACUUAAUACACGACAGAGAAGAAAGAAUUAAACAAAUAUAACAAACUGUAAAUUAAAGUAGAAUCAAUUAAGCAAAAAAUAUAUAUAAAUUAUAUAUUUUACGACAUUUUUUGGGUGAUUUUACUGUUUUAAUUAAAGUGGGCUUUUCGAUAUAGACAUCUUCUUUAAUUCCUGAAAAUAUCAAUUAAUAAGUUGCGGAGUGUUUUCAGUCCCUCCUGGAGCCCUUUGAUCACAAUUUAAGCCGAAACAGCCCUGUCGUGAAUGCCAAAGGGCCGUUCUUCACGAUAUCCCAGUUUUAAAGCAAACAGGGUUUAUUUCACAGCUUCGAUCCUCACAGUACAACGGCUCGCUCACAUACUACACAAAAUCGUGACUUUCUUGAAUCUAUAAGCUUUAGAUUUUAAUGCGAUCUGUCAUCAAGUUCUCUGUCGCUCUGACAGACGAGUGAAACUAUUAAUAUCAAAAUCAAAGGAAUAAAAUCACGCCAUCUCACAAUCACGCUACACUCUUGCUUCAUAACAAGCCCCAUCAAAAGGCUAUUGAAUUCCAGCAUCCCAGGACGUCUAAUAAGUUACGUGCCAUUAUAGUCGGCAGUUAUGUAUCGUUAGUUGGGAAAAAAGAGAGCAAACGAGUCCCCUUGACUUGAACCUCUGUCGACUUCACACCUAGAAUGCAGUGGAUUUUCUACUUAGAUAAUCAUUUCUUCCUUGAAUUUACGUUCGUGGGCCGGGAUAUCUUCUGCUAACGGUUCCUUAGAAUAAAAUAUCGAAGACACUAUUCCUUUUUGCUUUCUAUCAAACAGGUUUGCGUGAGGACACAAGUAAAGUUAGUGUACUCAAACGAGUUUUUGAGGAAGGUUCUUUCAGAAGAGCUGAAGGGCAAAAUGGCGACGAAAGCCGUGAACAUGCACCAAAACGAAUACGUACUUCACAUUCAAGGACCGGUGUACUCAAACGAGUUUUUGAGGAAGGUUCUUUCAGAAGAGCUGAAGCGCAAAAUGGAGACGAAAGCCGUGAACUUACACCAAAACGAAUACGUACUUCAUAUAAAAAGACAGGUAAUAAGGAAGUAAUUUAAGAAAAAUAUAUAAUAAAAAAAUAAAAGGCAUCAAUUACAGGCCUUAUGAGUCGAAUUUUAACCCUAUUCAGACUGGGGGGGUGGCUUUUCGAACCCCCCCUCCGGCAAAAUCGUAAUAACUCCUACACCGAAAGAGCUAUGACGUUCAAAUUUUCUGACUUUUCCUAAAAUUUAUCUAGGAACAUUUUGGUAUAAUUACCAUGUCCAUGCGAUUAAUCAUGUUGCCAUGGCAACCAGUUUCUGACACAUAGGUUUUGGAAAAUUUAGAAAAUGGUGAUUUUUUUGUUUUAAGAUCGCGUUUUUACACUUAUAGUGCUUUUUGUUGUUAAAAUGGUCUUUGCUUGGGACUAGUUUUUGAAUUGCAUCAAAAUGUUUCAACAUCGAAUAUUUGGGGGGGAGGGGUGGGGUAAAAUUUGUCACUUUUUUGCUUUGACAAAUAUGCUGCUCUAUUUUCCAAAUAACACUUCCAAAGUAAUUUGUUUGGGUAAUAAACAUUAGUUUGAUACUUCUUUUGCACAUUCUGAAAGUUGCUUUAAAUUAUAAUUUUAACAAAAAAACGGAAAUCCAAGAUGGCGGAUCCAAGAUGGCGGAUCCAAGAUGGCGGACAACCAUUUCAAAUUUUAAAUUUUAUUGUUUCCUAUUGCUUUUUCUCGCUGUACAAGUGUUUCCUUGUUACUAGUUCAUAAGAAAGGAUAACAAAGAGAUGACUUUACCAAUAUUAUUGAUAUUUUACGUAUCUAAGUGGAAAAAUAAUAAGAAACAUUGAAAAAUCGGAAUAUGACGUCACUGUGACGUCAUCAUUGGGCGUGGCAAGUCAAAACUGGGUGUGGGGCUUCUUUGUACGGAGAUAAUCAUUGUGUGUAAAUUUCAUGACCCUAGCAUUAUUGGUUCCAGAGAUACAGAGGGGGGGUCCGAGGAGCCCCCCCCCCCCCCAGUUACAGAUUGACUAAAAAAGCCCAGUCUGAAUAGGGUUAAGAUUAUGGUGAGUAACGUUAAGGCCAAACGUCAUAUUUUUCGUGAGACGAACCAAACUCUAAUUAGGGUCGAUCUAAAUUUAAGUUUAGAUCGUCUGUUGGGUCAGACGGCGAAGCCUAUAAUCAGUUCCCUUUCGUAAGCGGUCUUUGCCAUUUAAACGGUCGAUGCCACCAUUGGUAACCAAGCCCUUAGUCAUGAUAGAUGCAAUAUAUUCGCGGGAUUAAGUUACAACAAGGAAAAUAAUACGUUUUUCAAUAGUCUGAGAAAGACAGACGUUGACGCCCAAGUUGAAUUUACGUUAAAAGUUAUUGAAAGGGCUAGGGUUACCUGUUAUUGAUGUAUCAGUUAAGAAAAACAGUUUGUUAGUUUAUGUACUUACAUUUUUCGUGGCGUGUCGGAGUGGUAGUGUAGUGGUGAUGGAGAGAGAUAAGGAUACGAAAGGUACGGGUUCUACCCUGCCUGGCGAUUUUCUUUCUUUUUAAUAGAAACAAUUUCAAUAACAGGACAAAAAUUUUAUUAGUGUCUUAAAAAUGGCAGCGACAGUUUACGAAAAGGACAACUACGACGGCGAACUUAGUCGAACCAAUCAACUGAAUGAGACCAAAAAGCAAUUUUAGCAAUUUUAGCCGAGUGAGGCUAAAUAUACAUUCUCAUUCAAAUUUUUAAUUUAUUAGUUCAGUUCGUCGCAUGUGAAAAUCGACGUGUUCGAAUUAGGAGCAGACGGGUAGAACGUGUUGGACGAACCAAACUCACUCAGGCGAACUUAAGUGAGCCAGACAUCGAACUUUUUACGAACUUGACUCACUAAGUUUGGUUCGUCUCAUGAAAAGUUCGACGUUUGACCUAGGCGUGAGGUGGGUUUUCCAGUUCGAUACAGAAGGCACGUUAGGAGAGUAAACAAUUGAGCAAUUAUUGGAUUCGGCUUUCGUGUGACCUGAAGAAUUAUAAGGGGAUUGAGGAAGGUUUAAUAUCCAUGGAGAUCUGGGUACACUGUAAUUUUCAGGGAGUUAUAAUAACUCCUCUAGUGGGGCUAAUUUAACUCCUUACAGUGGAGUUAUUUUAACUCCAAAAAGGAGUUAAAAGAACUCUUUUUCAGGAGUAAAAAUGACCCCAGAUAUUGAGGAGUUAAAAUAACCCCAAAAAAGGAGUUAUCCUGUACCUAAAAUUUUUACUCCACUUUCAGAGUUAAAUUAACUCCAAAAAGAGUAAAAACAACCCAUGUAAGGAGUACAAGUAACCCCAUUUCGGAGUGAUUUUAACUCCAGACUGGGAGUAAAAAGAACUCUUUUUCAGGAGUAAAAAUGACCCCAGAUAUUGAGGAGUUAAAAUAACCCCAAAAAAGGGGUUAUCCUGUACCUAAAAUUUUUAGUCCAUUUUUGGAGUUAUAAUAACUCCCUAAAAAUUACGGUGUACAUAAUUGUUCAGAUUAUACAAAAGCCAAAUCUAAUCAGGGCUUCUCCGUUACCGUCCCUUUUUUGGCGAUUAACUGGUGAGUAUACUACUGACGCCAUUUUCUGAUAGCAGGAGGAAAUUGAUUAUCUAUACAGUAACUGAUUUGAAAAGCGUUUGUACUCUAGCCGUGGGUGUAAAAGUCUAUGAGUGUGUGCCUUACCUUUUAUGCAAACCUCCUGUUAAACCACAGGGUAUGGACAAACAUGAACUUCUCUUUUAUUCCUUAAAUGUGCGUGUAUUUCAUAUUGCUUAAGGCAAAGUUACUCCAAAACCAGCUAAUGCGUAAGAGAAUGACAACAACAAAAAAAGCCGUGUGCAAAUUGGAGCAUCUUGGGAGAUUGCUGGGAAAAAUUUAUCUGUUCCUCAGUCCCAGCAAGACUGAUCGAAGGGUUCCCAGCCAGAAGGGUGUACCUAGUACAACCUGCAACCCGACUUACAGGGAACUCUCCCAGCAGACGUAUAUCCAGACAUUACUGAACAGUUUGGGUGUGGUCAAAGGACGAAAUUCUGCCUUUCAGUUGGGGGGGGGGGGAUGUCUGAGAAAUAGCACAUAGCAGCUAUUCUGGACAUCAAAUCCCCUCAGACACUCUGAUUUGCCUAGUUCCCACUUCCCAGCAACACUUCAAAGAACGUACUAGAGACUUUUAGAUUCAAGGACGACAACGACUACGAGUAUGAGAUUUAGCUUACAGUUUUUUCGCAUAUUCUCAACUGAAUAUAGACUCCUCGGAAAGCUUCAUUUUACCAUUUUUCAUUAGAAAAGUUAGCAUUAUUACCUUUAGUGAAGGAGGUUACACCCUCUCUCGAUCGCAAAAUGAUAAACUUCUAACAUUUGAUAACCUGUUUCUGCUACUUCGACAUUCACACCUAAACUCGCAGUAGAGUGACGACGAUUACGACGUUUUCCCGUCAAAAUGACGCUCUUUCACGCGCGAGCACUACUUACUAUUGAGAGAAUCUCGUACUCUUAGUCGUACUCGUCUUAGAAUCUAAACGUCUAUCAUUUUUUCCAAAUCUCCCAGCCAGCCAAAAUUUGCCUGUAGAAAAGAUAUUUUGAGGAACAGGUCCAUUGGGUGCCCCUGAUUCAUUAUAAACUGCCACAAAAAAUGCGUCGUGAGUUUUUUCAAAAUGCCGCACAACAUACGCGUAUUAUACCGGAAAAAGUGUCAGUCAGUACCGCCAGGUAUGUCGAAGGUAUAUAGCUUAGAAAGGAAAUGUGACCUAAAACUAGUUGUAAAAUAGCAGUCUGGAUAUUAAUUUCCCUUCAACUUACCCAUUUGAAACUUGCAACGGGAUGUCCCUUAUUACCUAGCAGGAUAGUCAUCUCCAGGAAAUAAUAAAUUGACGAUGACUUAGCGGUUUCCAAAUAUCUUUUCUGGCUAAGUUGAAUGAUGGCCAUGUAGUCGUAUUGACAUAAAACAAAAAACAAAAGCUAAAAAAUUACUCAGUAAAUACGUUUUACCUCUAGAAUAUAGAAAACAUCAUCGUAUGUCUGUAUGUGUGUGUUUCCAAACAGAUUUGAAUGACAAGCCAAGUAAAGUGAGUGUUCUUAAGCGAGCUUUUGAGGAAGUUUCCUUCAUAUCAGCUGAACGUAAAGACGGUGUUGAAAGCCGUGAACAUGCAGCAGAAAGAAAACAUUCUCCACAAACCAGAAAAGGUAAAAUUUACGCCUUGAUCAACAUCUUAAUUUCAAUUACACUGAGAUGGCUCCCCACUUACCAAAAAAUAAACAAGGCAUUAUAGGAACAAUUAUGUCUUGUUUGCAAAAUAGCUGGAUGUUUAUUUUCUGUACAAAAUGCACAUCUAAUCCGCGGCGGAAUCCUCAUAUGAAAGAGGUGGGGAUGCUCGUCGGAAAUUUUGAAUUAAACCCCUAAAAGAGACCGAUUUGGGCGUAGCCCAAGCUUUUUUGAGCCCUAAAAGAGACUAUGUUAAAACACAGACGAUACACAUAUUUUUAUAUUUUUUCAAGAACAACCCUAAACGAGACCUUCACGGCUAAAUAUGAUGGCGUUUUGCCCAGGACACCCUAAGUGAGACCAAAAUCCGAAAUUUAAACCCCUAAGGGAGACGACGAGCAUCCCCACCCCUUUCAUAUGCGGAGACCUCCCCCAGGGUAUCCAAUGACCGGAACGAUGCCGACUCCAGGGCUGCUUGAACGACCGUGAAUGCAUUUGCAUUAGGCAUUUGCAAUCAUGUGUUCUAUGAGUGUUUCUUUUUUCGCUUCCGUGCGCGUGGAGGAAAAGGAGCGCAAAGAGAUCAACGGUGUCGUGGAGAAAAGGCCGUGUACGUACCUAUUCCGCGGAGCGUAUGUCACCUUCUUCCUUUCUCUAAACAGCAAUUGCAAAACCAGCCAAUAAAACGAUUACAAAUUGCACUAGCUAAACGUUCGAUGCGAAUAACAGCCAGUUCUAGAACACCUCAAAAUGAUACCCCAAUAGUUUUUUGGGCCUGAAACUUCAAUGAUUUUCUAUUGUUUUUAAGCUCUCGUAAGCGACCACCUGACGCAUUCUCUGAUCUCUGUGUACGCUAUGUGCACUAUGCUACUUGGAAUAUACGACAUGUACGAAGAACUUAGUAACAACAUGGAACUACACAUUGUGUAACUUAGAAAUCGCAUGCAAUAAAUUAUCUUCCAUAAAGUAGAUAUGCUUGGACCUCUUCUCGGAAAAGACCCACUGUGGUUCGAUUCUUGUAAGGGACCACCACCUGUGAGCGACCACUAAGUCUUUGCAUUUUGGGUGGUCGCUUACAGGAGGUUCAACUGUAGUAGGGCCUUCUCAUAUGGUAGCAGUAAUACUAACCAGUGGUGCUAUAGCCAAAAAACGUGGCACCGGCCUCCUUUGUGUGUAAAAUGAAUGGGCGGCAUAUGUGUUGAGCGCGAAAAACGAGGCGAACCAAGCAGGGGAUUGGGAAGAGAAGGCUGAAUAUUCUUGUGUUUAUUGUUACAUUAAGCGACCACCCAAAAUGCAAGGACUUAGUGGUCGCUUACAGGUGGUGGUCGCUUACAAGAAUCGAACCACAGGGGAUCUCUUCCGAGAAGAGGUCCAAGCACAUCUACUUUAUGGAAGAUAAUUUAUUGCAUGCGAUUUCUAAGUUACGCCAUGUGUAGUUCCAUGUUGUUACUUUAUUCUUCGUACGUGUCGUAUAUUCCAAGUAGCAUAGUACACAUAGCGUACACAGAGAUCAGAGAAUGCGUCAGGUGGUAGCUUACAAGAGCUUAAAAACAAUGGAAAAUCAUUAAAGUUUCAGGCCCAAAAAGUGGUCGCGGUCGCUUACGGGAGGUGAUCGUUUACUAUUCAGAGUUAAAUUAACUCCAAAAAGAGUAAAAACAACCCAUGUAAGGAGUACAAGUAACCCCAUUUCGGAGUGAUUUUAACUCCAGACUGGGAGUAAAAAGAACUCUUUUUCAGGAGUAAAAAUGACCCCAGAUAUUGAGGAGUUAAAAUAACCCCAAAAAAGGGGUUAUCCUGUACCUAAAAUUUUUAGUCCAUUUUUGGAGUUAUAAUAACUCCCUAAAAAUUACGGUGUACAUAAUUGUUCAGAUUAUACAAAAGCCAAAUCUAAUCAGGGCUUCUCCGUUACCGUCCCUUUUUUGGCGAUUAACUGGUGAGUAUACUACUGACGCCAUUUUCUGAUAGCAGGAGGAAAUUGAUUAUCUAUACAGUAACUGAUUUGAAAAGCGUUUGUACUCUAGCCGUGGGUGUAAAAGUCUAUGAGUGUGUGCCUUACCUUUUAUGCAAACCUCCUGUUAAACCACAGGGUAUGGACAAACAUGAACUUCUCUUUUAUUCCUUAAAUGUGCGUGUAUUUCAUAUUGCUUAAGGCAAAGUUACUCCAAAACCAGCUAAUGCGUAAGAGAAUGACAACAACAAAAAAAGCCGUGUGCAAAUUGGAGCAUCUUGGGAGAUUGCUGGGAAAAAUUUAUCUGUUCCUCAGUCCCAGCAAGACUGAUCGAAGGGUUCCCAGCCAGAAGGGUGUACCUAGUACAACCUGCAACCCGACUUACAGGGAACUCUCCCAGCAGACGUAUAUCCAGACAUUACUGAACAGUUUGGGUGUGGUCAAAGGACGAAAUUCUGCCUUUCAGUUGGGGGGGGGGGGAUGUCUGAGAAAUAGCACAUAGCAGCUAUUCUGGACAUCAAAUCCCCUCAGACACUCUGAUUUGCCUAGUUCCCACUUCCCAGCAACACUUCAAAGAACGUACUAGAGACUUUUAGAUUCAAGGACGACAACGACUACGAGUAUGAGAUUUAGCUUACAGUUUUUUCGCAUAUUCUCAACUGAAUAUAGACUCCUCGGAAAGCUUCAUUUUACCAUUUUUCAUUAGAAAAGUUAGCAUUAUUACCUUUAGUGAAGGAGGUUACACCCUCUCUCGAUCGCAAAAUGAUAAACUUCUAACAUUUGAUAACCUGUUUCUGCUACUUCGACAUUCACACCUAAACUCGCAGUAGAGUGACGACGAUUACGACGUUUUCCCGUCAAAAUGACGCUCUUUCACGCGCGAGCACUACUUACUAUUGAGAGAAUCUCGUACUCUUAGUCGUACUCGUCUUAGAAUCUAAACGUCUAUCAUUUUUUCCAAAUCUCCCAGCCAGCCAAAAUUUGCCUGUAGAAAAGAUAUUUUGAGGAACAGGUCCAUUGGGUGCCCCUGAUUCAUUAUAAACUGCCACAAAAAAUGCGUCGUGAGUUUUUUCAAAAUGCCGCACAACAUACGCGUAUUAUACCGGAAAAAGUGUCAGUCAGUACCGCCAGGUAUGUCGAAGGUAUAUAGCUUAGAAAGGAAAUGUGACCUAAAACUAGUUGUAAAAUAGCAGUCUGGAUAUUAAUUUCCCUUCAACUUACCCAUUUGAAACUUGCAACGGGAUGUCCCUUAUUACCUAGCAGGAUAGUCAUCUCCAGGAAAUAAUAAAUUGACGAUGACUUAGCGGUUUCCAAAUAUCUUUUCUGGCUAAGUUGAAUGAUGGCCAUGUAGUCGUAUUGACAUAAAACAAAAAACAAAAGCUAAAAAAUUACUCAGUAAAUACGUUUUACCUCUAGAAUAUAGAAAACAUCAUCGUAUGUCUGUAUGUGUGUGUUUCCAAACAGAUUUGAAUGACAAGCCAAGUAAAGUGAGUGUUCUUAAGCGAGCUUUUGAGGAAGUUUCCUUCAUAUCAGCUGAACGUAAAGACGGUGUUGAAAGCCGUGAACAUGCAGCAGAAAGAAAACAUUCUCCACAAACCAGAAAAGGUAAAAUUUACGCCUUGAUCAACAUCUUAAUUUCAAUUACACUGAGAUGGCUCCCCACUUACCAAAAAAUAAACAAGGCAUUAUAGGAACAAUUAUGUCUUGUUUGCAAAAUAGCUGGAUGUUUAUUUUCUGUACAAAAUGCACAUCUAAUCCGCGGCGGAAUCCUCAUAUGAAAGAGGUGGGGAUGCUCGUCGGAAAUUUUGAAUUAAACCCCUAAAAGAGACCGAUUUGGGCGUAGCCCAAGCUUUUUUGAGCCCUAAAAGAGACUAUGUUAAAACACAGACGAUACACAUAUUUUUAUAUUUUUUCAAGAACAACCCUAAACGAGACCUUCACGGCUAAAUAUGAUGGCGUUUUGCCCAGGACACCCUAAGUGAGACCAAAAUCCGAAAUUUAAACCCCUAAGGGAGACGACGAGCAUCCCCACCCCUUUCAUAUGCGGAGACCUCCCCCAGGGUAUCCAAUGACCGGAACGAUGCCGACUCCAGGGCUGCUUGAACGACCGUGAAUGCAUUUGCAUUAGGCAUUUGCAAUCAUGUGUUCUAUGAGUGUUUCUUUUUUCGCUUCCGUGCGCGUGGAGGAAAAGGAGCGCAAAGAGAUCAACGGUGUCGUGGAGAAAAGGCCGUGUACGUACCUAUUCCGCGGAGCGUAUGUCACCUUCUUCCUUUCUCUAAACAGCAAUUGCAAAACCAGCCAAUAAAACGAUUACAAAUUGCACUAGCUAAACGUUCGAUGCGAAUAACAGCCAGUUCUAGAACACCUCAAAAUGAUACCCCAAUAGUUUUUUGGGCCUGAAACUUCAAUGAUUUUCUAUUGUUUUUAAGCUCUCGUAAGCGACCACCUGACGCAUUCUCUGAUCUCUGUGUACGCUAUGUGCACUAUGCUACUUGGAAUAUACGACAUGUACGAAGAACUUAGUAACAACAUGGAACUACACAUUGUGUAACUUAGAAAUCGCAUGCAAUAAAUUAUCUUCCAUAAAGUAGAUAUGCUUGGACCUCUUCUCGGAAAAGACCCACUGUGGUUCGAUUCUUGUAAGGGACCACCACCUGUGAGCGACCACUAAGUCUUUGCAUUUUGGGUGGUCGCUUACAGGAGGUUCAACUGUAGUAGGGCCUUCUCAUAUGGUAGCAGUAAUACUAACCAGUGGUGCUAUAGCCAAAAAACGUGGCACCGGCCUCCUUUGUGUGUAAAAUGAAUGGGCGGCAUAUGUGUUGAGCGCGAAAAACGAGGCGAACCAAGCAGGGGAUUGGGAAGAGAAGGCUGAAUAUUCUUGUGUUUAUUGUUACAUUAAGCGACCACCCAAAAUGCAAGGACUUAGUGGUCGCUUACAGGUGGUGGUCGCUUACAAGAAUCGAACCACAGGGGAUCUCUUCCGAGAAGAGGUCCAAGCACAUCUACUUUAUGGAAGAUAAUUUAUUGCAUGCGAUUUCUAAGUUACGCCAUGUGUAGUUCCAUGUUGUUACUUUAUUCUUCGUACGUGUCGUAUAUUCCAAGUAGCAUAGUACACAUAGCGUACACAGAGAUCAGAGAAUGCGUCAGGUGGUAGCUUACAAGAGCUUAAAAACAAUGGAAAAUCAUUAAAGUUUCAGGCCCAAAAAGUGGUCGCGGUCGCUUACGGGAGGUGAUCGUUUACUAGAGGUUCCAACUGUAAGGCUUUGACCAGGAAAAUGUUGGUGUUUUGGGUUGGCGGUCGCUUAUUGGAGGUGGUCGCUUACAAGAGGUGGUUGCACAUGGAGGUUCGACUGUAUAUUGGCCCUCUGGGUUCUCUCGAGGUUUCCUUGGCACUUUCUGUUUUGUAUUAUUUCUUUUUCUUUUUUGAAAAAUCGAACGAUCACAAUUACAUGUUCCUGUUAUUUCUUUCUUUUCUCUCUCUCUUCCUCUGUUUCUCCCUUCUUCUCUUUUUUUCUUUUCGUACCAAUUUGGCACAUUUGGUAUAAUUCCCGUCAUAACAGAAAAUAAAGAAAUUUUUAAAACACCUGUUUUUAUCCGAUUUUGUUUCCGAUAGUACCAAGUGAAAUCAUAGCUAGAGGACCAGGGGCAAAACGUGCUUAUGAAAAUGCUUUGAAAAAUGGAAAGGUAAAGGUGUAUCGUGGUCGAAUCAUGUUCAUCGGCCAAGAUCGAGCGGGAAAGACGAGUUUAAAAAAACAUCUUCUUGGCCUGCCAUUUGACCCUGAUGAACAGAGUACAGACGGGGUGGAAGUUGACCCAUCUACAUUUGAAUUUGACGUCGACCACGCUACGAAUUGGAAGAUCACCAAUGAAAAGCUCAGUGUUUCUCAUUUUGCCAACGAGCUUGCAAAAAUAGUGGCAGGAAAACUUCAGGAAGAGAAAACUAACAUGAACCGGGAAGGUCAAGAUGAAAAGAAUAUUAAGGUUAGCAAAAUGUCCUGCAAUCAUCUCGAAAGAACUAGUUUCACUUUUUGACGUAAUUUGCCGUCCUACGUACUGGGUUGAAGAAACCUGACCUAAUUAAAACCUCACACUUAAGGAUACUCACGUAAAUUGCUCUCUCCGAAAUAAAGAAUAACAAUAUAAUGUUGCCAAACGCCAGUCGUUAAAAAAUCAGAUCAGUGUUCAUCAUAUUUAAUUAUGAAGAGCGAUACAGUUGGGCUCCAGAAAGUAGUAUAGGGCGCAGAUUUAAGGCAGUUUUCUACCUUUUUUUAAGUGGAAUCUGUGCUCAUUGGAGAGAAGUAUAAUUAUACAUUAAGGUGGCUGAACACAGUUUUGGCAGUUUGUGAGUAUACGUCAUUUGUCAAAUCAUGGCAAGAGAAGGGUUGCAGCUCACAAGCUGAAACUUGGCAAGUGAAAAAUAUACUCAUGAAAGAUUUUGAUCGACAGGUAAAAUGUGACGUUUUCGUUGUUUCCAUGGCAACAUGAACGAUGGAAUACAGCCUUAAAAUUUCACUUUUGCUCAGUUUACAUAAAAUUCGCUGAUUAGAUUUUCCUAUAAACUUGCGUACAGCUUACUAUAAUUAAUCAUUACCAUUUGAAACUUAUUUGACCCAAUUUUAAGAGAAGGGUUUUCAGAUAAUCAAUAACUAAUAAUUGUAUUACAAUUAUUAAAUGUAUCACAAAAUUCGUCUGUUCAACUUUCAUUUUAAAGUUCGCAUUAUUUAGAAUACGAUAAAAGUCAAAAUCCUGCCAAAUAUCACAAAAAUUUUGAUGAAUAGAUUUUGAGAAAUCGUGUUCUGUGUACCAUUGCUUUUUUCGCCGCCAUGUUUGUUUGUCUAAUUUAAAACACGCGCCGUCACGCGAGUUACCGCUGACUGCUCGCAAAACUGUGUUAAGCCACCUUAACGCCAAUGAGGUCAUCGCCUUUUGUCCUUAUCUCAUGACCAAAAAUCAGGGCGCAGAAAAAUCUCAUUAUGAUAACGUCGCGUUCGUUUUUAGAUUGUUUAACCGAUUUCACUGGUUUCAGGUUUUUAGUUAUUUUUCCAUUUCUAACGAGGGUAUAGUCGCUAAACUUUCAUUAACGUACAAUCACUAAAAGGUAAUUAACGUAACUGCCAGUUCCGCUUCACUGAAUUUUGGCGCGCCAUUCGUGCACAUCAAUGUGGGUUAUAGUAAAGAGGCUCCUCUUUCAACAACUAACAAGAUAGUUUUUGGCGAAAUGUUUUACUUACCCUUUCCUCCUCUUAUUAAUUCUUUCUUUGUAUAUUUAGAAUUUUUUAACUCAAACGAAAAAGAAGGAUACCGAAGAACCUGGAUUUCAUUCUCACAUAGCUAGCAAUUUGGAAAUCGAGGUUGAAGAAACUACGAGGUGCAUGAUCGACGGAAAGAUGGAAGAAGCUUCCCCUCCAGAAGACGUACCAGAAGUAGUGACUGCAGAACCUACAAUUUCCAUACCCGAAUUGAAGAUUGAUCCAGCCCAUCCUCCAGAAGACUUCACAGAAAUACUUGUUCAGCAUUUAAAGGGAUUAAAUCUGGAAAAAGAUGCGGAACAAGCUGAACAACACACGACGCUAGAUCUAUGGGACUUUGCAGGACAACAUCUUUAUUACGCUUCAUAUCCUGUGUUUUUGACGAAAAGAGCAAUUUAUCUGUUGGUCUACAACUUGAACAAGCCACUUGAAGCGGAGGCACUACCCUCUUUUAAACGAGAAAAUUGCGAAUUUCGUCUAAGGAAUCCAAAUUCCGAGACAAAUUUAGACAACCUCAUGUCAUGGCUUGCUUCAGUAAGUACUAUGUGUUCACAACAAAGGAAAGCUGGUAAAGAGGAAGAGAGGGAGCUCGAAUACCUGCGUCCUCCAGUAUUCAUUGUAGGAACACAUGCUGAUGAGCCAUAUAAAAGUAAUAUCAAGGAUAUUGAAUCACAGAUCCAGAAGGCGAUUUCAGGAAAAAGCUUUGCAAACCACGUGAUUCGUCCUUUCUUUUCAAUUUCUAACAAGUCAGGUUCAGACGAAAAGCAGCUCGUCGAUCUCAAAGACAAGAUAAUCGAGGUGUUAAAGCAGGAGCCAUACAUGGGAGAGGAGUUGCCACUUCGGUAAGUUUUGUCAUAAAAGAUUACUCCAAAGCAGUUUCGUCCUGUAUAAUAUCAUAUUUCCACGUUGUGAAUUUUUUUCGAUGAUCGUGAAAGCUACAACCAAUUGCAAAGCUACUGGGGCACUUCGACAAAAACCGGCCUUUUUACAUCAAAUGGCUGCUAGGCUCAUAUCUCCGAGAAAUAACACUUAGCCCCUCUCUCCCCUCCAUUCAAAGUAUUUCCUCCAAUUUUCAGCAUUUUACAAGAGGAUCACAAGCACAAGAUCAUGCUCAGGCCAAACAAGGUAGUGUGUCAAGUAUUUUUGCAAAUGGUUGUAGCUUCUUCAAAACACCAUUCCAGGUGCAACUUUAUGUUCAAUCUUGAUUUGCUAGGAUGUUACUAAGACGAGGAACGAAGAACUAGUAACGAGCACGGAGAAAGGGAAAAUUAAACCAAAAUUGCAACAAAGCAGAGAAUGGGUAAUCAAUUUACUGAUACUGCUAGGGUGGACGUUAAGUUUUGUUACCAUUUUUCAAGUCCCGUUACCCGUCCUCGUUCCGCUGUCCCCGUUGCUUGUUUUAGUUACAUCUGAUUUAAAAGCCUUUCUAUACAUAUGCGCCUUUUACCUUGUCUCAAACUUUCAUUCAGAAUGCCGUUCAAUUUAACGCUAAACCUAACCUACGGACAGGUUAAAAUGACGAUAUUGAGACUCAAGAAUAACCUCAGCGGAGAUAUUUCUGACGCUCCCACAUUCCUUCAGCCAUUUGGAUGCCUUUUUCGUUCACAACUUCGUUUUUCCUGCAGGUGGUUCAAUUUUGAGAAGGUCAUUAAAAGCUUGGUUGCAGCGAACAUUCAGCACUUGGGCCUAAAGGAUCUACGAACCAUUGUUCGGAAAGUCUGCUUCAUCGAAGACGAGAAGGAGAUGGACACCAUGCUUGAUUUUUAUCAUGACCUUGGCAUCAUUGUUAAACACCGAAACACAGUUAUACUGCAGUCCCAAUGGCUAAUUGAUAUUUUCAGGAAACUUAUAACCAUCCGUCAUUUCAACGAUAUGGUAAUUUAAAAGUAAAACUUCUGGGAUAAAUGGGGUAAUUUCCUUAGGAUUUAUUAGUAUGAAUAUUGUUGGGGGUUACAUAAAAAUCUAUGCAACAUCGCAGAAAUUCACCAACACACAGCUUAUCUCCGUAGGGCGCACGGGCUAAGGGGGAGGGGAGAGGGGUCAAGAUUCCUUACAAAACGUUCCAUUAUUCGGUAAAACAGCACUUGGGAUAAGACUUAAAAACAAAUAAAAAGGAAGUCAAAACACAGAGUUUUAGUAUAUACACACUCAGUGAUCUUGGUGAUUUAAGCAAUCUGAUUGGUUCGCUAUCUCGAACUAUUCAACAAUAUUCACCUCCUAGCGAGUGGAUAAUGUGUGAACUCGUUUUUUUUGUCUUAAUUUUUAAAGAACGAUCUUUUAAAAGAACGACACAACAAACCUUUUCGGCCAUAAACUUGGCGAGUCAACAGAAAAGCACAAAGCUUUACUUUUCUUUUCAGGUAAGGAAACAAUUCAAACUUUUAACGCUUCCCUUUAAGCCAUUACGCUGUUGUUUGCGAAGUGAUAAGCUUGUAUGUGAAUUACUAUGUUUGAAAAUUCUAUAAACUUUCGCGUGAUUUGAUCUGUCAAUCAAAUCAUACUCUUCUUUUUAAUGGUUUCCUCUCUGAUUUUUUUGAGAUCACUUCGUGUGUAUAUACUAAAAUAAUUAUUCUUUCUAAUCUCGGUGAAUAGUGGCUUUAGGAAUAUUUACCUCGAUUUCAAAGGAUAAUUAUUAAUGUAACCACGACAGUCGUUUCUAAACGUCAGUCUAAAUGCGCACAUGUCAAAUCUAGAUGCGUGGUGUCGAUGCCUGUUAUUCACUCUUUAUCCCAGUAUCUUCAUUGAUUUCUGUCAGUGACGUCCAUUGUGAGCUGGGAAUCUGAGAUCUCUAGAUACAUUUCAGUUUAAAGCGAUCAGUUCGAUACUUCGUAGCACGUUGUGACAGAAUAGAUUGUGCUCGCCAACGUUCAUAUUGAGCACUCCUAUGAGUGUAAGUCAUUGUGAACAGAUCUGAAACGGACAACGCCACGGGAGGAGUUAAUUUUCAAAGUAUGUUUCUGAUUUUGCCAGAUCAAAUAGACUAUGCGACGUUUCAAAAUAACUUAUUAAGUUUGUUUAAAGUUAUUUUGAAAUUAUUAUUGUUUCAUUAAGCGUGAAAAUUUUAAACGUUUUUCUUUUUCAUACGAUCUAAGUACUUUUGUAUCCCGUUUACAACACCAAGACGUUGGGGCAUUGUGUAAUUUCUUCGGGCAAGGUCGCCGACGCCGCUGCCCCCGAGCCAAAGUCCGAAGGUGCGCGUACGUCUAUGAGCUUACUUAAAGCUCUUCAAAAAACAAUAUUUCAAACGACAGAUGAAAAGGAGUUGUUUGAGGAGGCGCGCGAUGGUGUGUGGAAGCGUUUUAAAUUUAAGAACAACAGAUCUGCAUUUUUAUUUUUUCUUGUGGUGACAUAUUCGUUCUAUUUUUGCAGAAGUCCAAACAUUCCCUUCUGUGGAAAAAAAUGGAGAUAACCGGUGUUCUCUCCAUGGAACUCGUCGAUCACGUGUUUUCCAAAUUUUGUCAGCAAAGUUUUGCAAAAGAAAACAUCUUACACUUGAUGGAACAGUUUGGUUUGAUUGCCAAGUGUGCAUUUCCUAUAAAUGAUGUGAAGUACUUUGUUCCAGCUCAACUACGUUCACAACCUGGACGACUUUGCCAUUUGAAACCAGCCCCGACAGACCCUUGCCCGUUAUAUCUUCAGUUUCCAUCUGGAUUUGUUCCACACGGGCUUUUUACGCAACUCCUAUCUCGUUGUACCAGAUGGUGUUCCAAAAUUGAAUUCAAGGAGGCGCCCAGACUCUUUGAUGGGGUAGCCAGGUUUACGCUGCUAUCAAAGGAUUUUUCCUACCAGCUAAUCUGUGUUCGCAAGAAAAGCUUUAUUAAGUUUCUCUUGCGUCAUUUUCAAACACAGCCGUGUCAAGCAGCUCCACUGACAGAAAUUGAAGAAAUGGCCUCUCUCGUGUGGAGAUUUCUAAAACAGACAAUGACUUCUUUGUUGGAUGAGUGGCCCUACUUGACCAGUUUGGAAUAUAAUUGGUGCGUCGCAUGUACCGACUGUUCAGAGGGGCACGUCAUGUGUGAUAGCCAUGGUAAAGUUGCAUGCAGGCACGAUGAUUGUUCGUGCCUUCUUAAAAUUCUGCAAGACGGGCAAAUGAAUAAUUGCCCAAAGAGCUUUGGCAAUAAAACCACGAAUGUUCCAGGACUAGAAAAAUGGUUUCCCAUCAAAGGUGAGGAAAACCUAUCUGUAACUACUAGAAAUUUGCAUGUUUGCCUGACUUGCAUUGCACCAAAUACCUCGGUAUUUUUCAUUUAGGUCGUCUUAGCAAUGAAUAAUUUAUUUUGGUUAUAUAAAACUGUUCCCUAAAAGCAAGUACACAAUUAACAGUAGAGUCCCAAAUUAAAUGUGGAUGUCCCAUAUUUUAAUAAUGAUGUUCGCCAUUGGUGGAUCAGUACACAACACCCUAUAAUAUAUAUAUUUAACGAUAAACAAAUCGAAUUUGGACGAGUCUGUAGCACAAGGAACAAAGUUACUAUAUUCUUGAUCAGUUUCUUGCUUAUCAGGCUUACCUAUCGGGAACUUUUUGUUGUAUAUGGCACUGUCUUAAUUCAACAAGGGCAGUAACAACAGAUUAUUCCUUUUGCUGAUGCCUCAGUUACCACGGUUGUCCUUCCAAGACGCCAUUGUGAGAGUCGCACCCUCCUCCUCCUUCAAAGUCCAGAUACACAGACGGACGAGUGAUAAAAGGCGUUACGUUGCAAUUGUAGAGGAAACGCUUGUAAUGACGCAGUCAAGAAUCUGAAAUUUUCCUACUUUUGUCGGAAGACAAACUUUAUUAAACUUGCUAAAAAAUCCUACCACUAGUUAUUCUGUUAGGUCAUGUUACCCUUCCGCGAAAACUCUGCAAUGAAAAGCGACAGGGAAAAUUGUAAGUACACCCAAACAUUGUUUGACAGCAAGGUGUAAGGCAAAGGGCACAACGCCAGUUAUGACAACGCCAGAGGAUGAAUCCAGGUCCAGAACUUAAGUCAACCACCAUGAAGCGUGCCCUGCUUCGUUCCCCUCAGGCUAAAUAUUCUUACUUUUUUGCCGAUUUAAGGCUGAAAGUACUUGUAUUAUUCUUAGUUUAUAGCGUAUGAUAUUUCCCUUUUGGAGUAUUAUAAUUUUAAUAAACAUUUUUUUUAUGUAGAUGUUCGCCCAGGUCAUCAUCCUGGAACAGACUUUGUCUACAAAAUGACUGCUCUUCCAAGAGGGAUUGCAAUGAUCAUUAAUAACGAGUUGUUUGCAGAUAAUACUAAACAUGGCAAACAAACACCACGCCACGGCUCUGAAGAAGAUGUCCGUCAAGUAAAAGAAAUGUUCAGCGCUCUGGGAUUUGAGGUACACAUUAGAGAGAAUCGUACUAAAACAGAGAUGUUGAACGAGGUAGACUUUUUUGCAUACGAAAAGGACCACAGUGACUACGAUUGUUUUGUGCUCUGGCUCAUGAGUCAUGGAAGGAGUGGCGAAGUGUUUGGCUCUGAUGGUGUUCCAUUACCAAUCCAGACAAUAAAAGACAUGCUUUCCAACGCCAGCUGUACAACACUAAGGGGAAAACCAAAGCUCCUUUUUGUCCAAGCAUGCAGAGGGGAUAAAGAAGACGAAGGGGUUAACCUCGUGACUAAUGCAUGUGGUUCGCCCUCUGUCCAAAUGCCUUCUCCCUGUCCUGAUUCGCCGAUUGAUCAAACGAAAAGUCCUUCACCGGAGAGGAUGGCUGGGCAAACAGAUUUCCUAACAGCGUACUCAACAGUUGAGGGAUACGUGUCAUAUAGAUUUCCUAACCUAGGAAGCAAUUUUGUUCGUGCACUUGUGAAAGUUUUCCGAGAACAUGUUGCUCACGACCACCUCGUUAACCUCCUGACCAAAGUAAUCAAAAGAGUCAGCGACAUGGAAUCAAUAGAAAAUGCCCGCAAAUUUAAACAAGCACCUCAAUUUGAAACCACCCUUGUUAAAGAACUUUGGUUUUAA